AUGCCGCCGCUGCUGCCGUCGCAACUGGCACGUUUCACUCGAUGUAGCGCAGGCCCCCGUCUCAAGGUCCAACACCGCGUGCUGCUUACUGUCGCCAGUGCCAGCGUGUCCUCCCACCGCCGCAUCCCUCGCUCUGCACCACUGCGCCCGAGCCCCCGAUCCCCCUACCAGUGCUCUCACAUUGUGCACCGCAUCAGGACACCCACCGCUUCGAGUACACCGACAGCCAUGGCGUCGCAGACUACGCAGAAGAGGACGCAUACGGGCCACUCGCAUGGCGAACACCACCACCACCACCACCACCACCAUGACAAUACCUACCUCACCAGCACAAACAAGAGCGACCCGGGCGUGCGCAUCACACGCAUCGGGCUGUAUGUCAACCUGGGCAUGGCAGUAGGCAAAGGAGUGGGCGGUUAUGUCUUCAACUCGCAAGCCUUGACAGCCGAUGCCGUCCACGCGCUAUCGGACUUGAUCUCUGACUUCAUGACCCUGGCAACCAUAUCCUACUCGCUCAAGCCAGCGACCACCCGCUUCCCGCUGGGCUACGGCAAGGUGGAGUCGCUGGGCGCUCUUGCCGUCUCGGGCAUCCUGCUAUCUGGUGGUGUCAUGAUCGGCCUGCAGGCAGUCAUGGCGCUGAGCCAGCAAUUCUUCCCGCACAUCUUCGAGCUACUCUCGCACACUGGCAUCUUUGAGCAUGCCCAAAACCACGGCCACGACCACGGCCACAUGCAUCUCGGCCCAAACAUCAAUGCAGCCUGGCUCGCGGCUGGUAGCAUCGUGGUCAAAGAAUGGCUGUACAGGGCGACGAUGAAGGUCGCCAAGGAGAAGCGCAGCAGUGUGCUUUCUAGCAACGCCUACCAUCAUCGCGUGGACAGCUUGACCGCUUUCGUUGCGCUUUUCACCAUUGUCGCCAGUCACUUCUUGGAAAGCGCGCGAUGGCUCGAUCCUGUUGGUGGGCUAAUCAUUUCCGGCAUGAUCGUACAGGCAGGCUGGGGCAACACCAAGUCAGCGUUGUACGAGCUCGCGGAUGUUGGCAUGGAUGAUGAAGCUAGAGAAGGUGCUGAGAAGGCUUUGGAGACUCUCCUAGUUGGCAGCGAUGCCAAGAUCCGUGGCGUGCAAGGCAUCAAAAGCGGACAGAACCUGAUGUUCGAGAUCGAGGCUGAGGUGCCUGAAGACUGGUCGGUCCCUCAUUCCAACGACUUGGAAGUUGAGAUUAGAGACGCCGUCCAACAGGCCGUUCGAGGAACACGGCGUGUCAACGUCAGAUUCGUGACCAAGGCGACAAGCCACGCAGCUUUUGAGGACCAAUUUACCAAGGAGGAUCGGGCAACAAUAGAGGAAGGGCAGCACGAAGACCACGACCACGAUCAUGACCACAGUCAUGGUCAAUCGAACGGCCAUACGGAGAAGCGCAAGUGA
Messenger RNA from Fulvia fulva, 1422 nucleotides. RefSeq names its product Mitochondrial metal transporter 2. The transcript is spliced from 4 exons. Lineage: Eukaryota; Fungi; Ascomycota; Dothideomycetes; Mycosphaerellales; Mycosphaerellaceae. Gene Ontology annotation, molecular function: monoatomic cation transmembrane transporter activity. Gene Ontology annotation, biological process: transmembrane transport; monoatomic cation transport. Gene Ontology annotation, cellular component: membrane. The coding region runs from base 1 to 1422 and encodes 473 amino acids. The record is from RefSeq and is a predicted model, not a curated record.